ACGUAGAACUUUGAAUUUUGCAUUGUGUUGAUUGCGGAUGAUAAGUGUUUUUUUAACAUGAUACUUCUAACAUAAAGUCGCAGACUGUACCGUUGCAAUAGUCAUUCUAUGUGAACACCACAAAAAUGGUCUUGCAGACAUUAGUGUAGAGAUAUGGUAGGAUAUUAGUGUAAUAGUAACUGUUUUAAGUGGGCAUGAUGAGUGUAGAAAAUUGUAAUUUUAUCAGUGACAUUGGAAUAGCUUGAUAGAAGUUAUGCAGGCGAUUAAAAGAAGAAAAAAUCUUUUGAUGAUAUUGGUAGCCUUCCUCGCUUGUGUAGCUCUUCAGAUUACGAUUGACGACGCCGUUAGCACAGGAACCGACGUUAGCAAUACUUUGGAUCCUUGUUCAAUGGCAAGCGCGGCUCUACUAAAUGCAUCAGAUGUGUUUUCAUUUUCUUCUCUGAGUGGAAUUGCAUCUUUACUGAAUCGUAAAUUUAUUGAACGACUCGAAGCAAAGCAGAUAUCGUCCAAUUCUGUCACAAUUCAGUGGGUUCCAUCACCCAUCGUUUCGAAAUGUGUGUCUCGAUAUAUGAUUUACAGGAAAGGACUUAUAGAGCCUGUAAUGAACACCUCGUCCAAUAUUGCUACCAUCAGCGAUCUCAAACCAUGCAAAAAUUAUACUUUUCAAGUUGCUGCAGUUGACCAGUAUCAGACACGGCAUUCUCCAAUUGAAGUUACAGUUUUUAUGGAACAACAUGACAAGAAAGCUCAAGAAACUCCAUUAGCAUACGAUUGGAUUCAUUGUAAGCAACCAGUUAGGGGAAUUGAUUGUAUCACCACUGGAACAAACACGUUUAGUGUUAUCACACUUCCCAACACUACAAUUGAAGUAGAAUACCAAAAGUUUGCAAAAGGUUACUAUGCAAAACCAAUCCUCGAUGUAUGUCUCCUUUCUCGAUUCACCACACGAAUAUUUCCUGUAUUGAUUACUGGUGCAUUAGGAGAUCCUUAUAAGAUAACGGGGCAUUUUGCAGGGCCAGGUUUCGUUAGGGACGUUACAAUCGAUGCUGAUGAGAUCAGACAACUAACUGUUAGCUGGUCGGCACCUGAAUUGCUACCACAAUGCGUAGAAACGUAUCGCGUUUCAUUCUUAGACAAAACCGAGUCUCUUCUGCCAAAUCAAACCUGGUUGACUAUCACCGGCCUCGAUGCAUGUGUGAAUUAUGAAAUAACGAUCAUUCCUGUAUACUUAGUAAAUCUUGAAGCUGCGUCAGUCACUGUGAAUGCUACAGUAAAGGAAGAACAAAUGAGUGCUGUACAGGGUCUUGAGUUGUACGAAGUAGAGCCUAGAUCGAUGUCCGCCAAAUGGAAACCCCCGGAACAUGCUGCAUCCUGUGUAGCAUUUUAUCGCUUAGUUGCGUGGAUUGAAUUGGAAGAUGAAAAGCCUGCGCAAUUAUCUAACAGUACUACUGAUUUGUACUUUCCGUUGGGCGAGGUAGUCGCUUGUGCCAAGUAUAGUGUGCAGGUUAUUCCGGUGUCUAUUUCAGCCAACGAUGGAAUAAAUGUGAUUGUGGAUAUUUGGACUAAGGAGAGAAUUAUCAUGCGGUAUCAUAUUGACCAGGUUCGUUUGAAAAACCACUUGCCGAACAGUUUAGAACUGCAAACCAGUUUAACCAACGAAAACAACAAUAUGUGUUCUAUGAUGAUGAUUCAGUUCACUUGCCGGACGGAUGAGGUACCUCCGGGAGCAGAUACUAAUGUGAUUAUAGGUGAGUCACCUAUAACCGAUGAAAAGGCAAUGCUUUCGGCUAUUGUGACUCCCCUAGUACCAUUCAGCCAAUACAACUGCACGGCUAGGAUUUUGAACAUUGCUGGAUGGUCGGAAGAAACAACUCCGGUUGUAUUUGAAACCGAUGAAGAUUUUCCAGAACAGCCGCGAAAUUUGAAUCUGGUCGGUGGUGAUGGUGCCGUAAAUCUUAGCUGGGAUGCUCCAUUAAUUACAAAUGGAAUUAUCACUCGUUAUCGAAUUCACAUUCAUUCUGCGGGUCCCGGUUAUCCGAUUCCAAGUUAUUGUACACCAGAUGAACGAUAUAACGAUACGAUCGAUUUGCAUGGAGAUGAAGAUGGUGUCAAAUUCACGAACUGGAAUGAAGAUAAACUACAUUAUACGAUAAAGAAUUUACAACCGUAUGAAGAUUAUGUGGUACAGAUUGCGGCGGCGACAAAAGCUGGAUUUGGAUUGUACACGGAGAUGGUGUUGGUAACAACACUGCCAGCUGCUUCCGAGCCCGUGAAAGAGUUCACAGAAUUCAAUGUUACUCUACCGGUUGUAGACGAACCAUACAAUUCAUCAGUUUUCAUUUCUUGGACACUGCCUUGCCGUCUGAAUGGUCGUCUCAGAAGUUUCAUGGGCCAAUUUCUUGGAUAUCGUGAUGGAUUAGAGCACAACUUGGACUGGAGCCGUACACUUGCUCCCGAAGAAAGUUUGUCGGAGAAGUAUAGCUUCGUAGAACAUCGUUUGGAACCUGAAUUUCACUAUAAUGUUUCCAUUAUGGUGUUUGUUGAUAAUGUAUAUAAUCAUAGCGAACCGAGAUUCCUGUCGUUUGAUUCACCGGCUGGAAUUCCGGAGCUCAAAGAGGAUAUCAGCUGGGGUACGGUGAAUGUGUUAGAUGCCCCUAAUCCAACCCGAACGGUCAGAAUAAGUCUGUCGGAAGUAAUCUUUAAUUCGAGUUCGGGGAGUAUAGAACAUGUAGCAUUGCUGCUCUCGGAACGUCACUGCCAGGAAGAUCCGAUUCCAAGACGAAAUCACUCCGAAGGCUGGCCUCAAUUACUCUCGUGGUCAGAUGUCGCUUCAUUACCCUGUACCGCGCAGUACCAAACUACUCCGAAACAAUGGAAUCCGUUAUCUCGACCAUCCUCAAAAUUUAUACCGUAUCCGAAACAUAAUUUAAUACCAAUCGAUUAUAUUAUAGGAAAUGAAAUCUGUCAUGAUGAAUCCGAGUACUGCAAUGGUCCUUUGAAACCGGGCACAGAAUAUGCACUGUUUCUUAGAGUAUACACAAAAAGUGGGUUCAGUGAUUCGGCGAUGCAAGUUUUCCGAACAGAUUCGCUAAUUCAACUCACGUUGAUUGUUUGCACCAUCUUCGUUUGCCUGUUGGGAGCAUUCCUUCUUGGAAUUAUUGUUCUUUGGCGCAGUAAUAAGUUAACAGCAUCCCCUCAAACAGUCAUACGUUCGCCAAACGAUGAACCGUCGGAUAUUCCACUCAAGAACUUUUCGGGAAUUUACGAAGAGUUGAUUCAAUCGAACAGUGAAAAGAUCACGAAGGAAUAUCAAUCUAUCAACUAUUUUUCCGAACAGCUUGUCAAUGAAACGGUCACGUUUUUCGUAGCUAAGGAAAACGAGAAGAAAAAUAGGUAUCUAGGAAUACUACCGUAUGAUGCUAACCGAGUUCCACUCGAUUAUGACGAUAUGGUGGGUGACGAGGACGAAGAGGUAAACGACUACAUCAACGCUUCGUUCAUUGAUGGUUACAAAUAUCAGCGCGAGUACAUAGCAACACAGGGACCGAAGAAGGAGACAGGCUUCGAUUUUUGGCGUAUGAUUCUGCAGUAUGACGUAGAAUCGAUUGUCAUGUUGACGCAAACAGUGGAGAAUGAUAAGAUCAAAUGUUAUCAGUAUUUCCCGAUAUUCAAUCAGCAGGUGAAUUUUCGGGAUAUUAGAGUUAAAUGUACACAGGAGCUCAAUCUGACAUUCUAUCAGAAGCGAUUGAUGAUUGUAACAAGAGGUAAAGUAAGUAGAGCAGUCUUCCACUAUCAUUUUUUAGUGUGGCCUGAUCACGGUUGUCCUGCCACUCCGACGGAUUUGAUAAAAUUCAUCAAAAUUAUCCGUUCCGAACGAAACAAUCUUGCUUUACCGGUUGUAGUCCACUGCAGUGCCGGGGUAGGGCGAACGGGAACAUUCAUUGCUCUAGAUAUAAUACUUCAACGAAUACAACAGGAAAAGAAGAUCAACAUCUACGAUACUGUGAAGCAGCUUCGACGACAGCGUGUGAAGAUGGUCCAGACCGGAGAGCAGUACGAUUUUUUGUACAAAAGUUGCCUAGAAUAUACCACCAGGAAUAGUCGGAAAAAACCAAAGAUAAGCACAGAUGAGAUUACUACCGGGAGCAGUCAGAGAAAAAGGAACAGCAGUCCAAAUGGAAGCAGUCGACAGCCACGAAUUAAAAUUAAAUUUCCAAAAUAUAUACAUAGUGGAAUUGACAAUGUAAAAUGUUACACUCCAGAUGAUAUCGAACGUAACACCUAAGUUUGAUAUGAGUUUUGAGCCAAAAUAAUUCGGUUUCUGUACAAACUGUCUCAUUUAUACUAUCAUAACUAGUCAACCAGAAUAUAUUUUUCAGUUUGUUCGAAAUAGCAA
Molecule: messenger RNA, 4396 nt
Organism: Malaya genurostris
Lineage: Eukaryota; Metazoa; Arthropoda; Insecta; Diptera; Culicidae
Gene: Ptp52F
Product: receptor-type tyrosine-protein phosphatase F
Exons: 12
Coding region: 254-4285 (1343 amino acids)
Biological process (GO): protein dephosphorylation
Molecular function (GO): protein tyrosine phosphatase activity; protein binding
Source: RefSeq, a predicted model, not a curated record